CCUGCAACACUUCCAGCGGAUCCAGAUUGCCACCGCCAGGGAUAACGAAUGGCUCCACAGUCGCCAAUGCUCGCAGAAGGACGACAGUCUUUGCGUUUUUAUCUAAAGAUCUCCCCGUCCUUGGCAUUGGCUUGGUGUCGUGCACGCGCUAACAGUUUGCUGGAGGAGUGAGCGCUGUUUGUUUAUCCCGCCAGUUGCCCAUGCUGCUCUGCUGCCCGCUAGCAGAGUGCGAGGAGUGGAGCGAGAGGCCUCCGCGCAGGCGCUCUUUAUUGUUUUGACUGAAAAUGCCGUCGGUUUCGAAAACGGCGGCGAGCGCUUCUCCUCAAACCGAGAAACCAACCCACUACACCUAUUUAAAGGAGUUUAGGACAGAGCAAUGCCCCCUGUUCUUGCAGCACAAGUGCACCCAGCACAGACCUUUCACAUGUUUUCACUGGCAUUUCCUAAACCAGCGAAGACGGAGGCCUAUCAGGAGACGGGAUGGGACAUUUAACUACAGUCCAGAUGUGUAUUGUACUAAGUACGAUGAAACUACAGGGAUCUGCCCCGAUGGAGACGAUUGUCCUUACCUACAUCGAACUACCGGUGACACAGAACGAAAAUAUCACCUUCGGUACUAUAAGACAGGCACUUGCAUCCAUGAAACUGAUGCUCGAGGGCACUGCGUCAAAAAUGGACUUCACUGUGCUUUUGCUCAUGGCCCUCAUGACCUCAGGCCUCCUGUGUAUGACAUAAGAGAGAUUCAAGCACAGGAAGCUUUACAAAAUGGGCAGCUUGGUGCAGGAGAAGGUAUUCCCGAUCUUCAACCUGGUGUGUUAGCAAGUCAAGCAAUGAUUGAAAAAACACUCACAGAGGAUCCAAGGUGGCAAGAUACAAACUUUGUCUUGGCAAACUAUAAAACUGAACAGUGCACAAAACCGCCACGCCUGUGUCGCCAGGGAUAUGCCUGUCCUCAUUAUCACAACAGCCGGGAUAGAAGACGAAAUCCUAGAAAAUUUAAAUACAGAUCAACUCCAUGUCCUAGUGUGAAACAUGGAGAUGAAUGGGGUGAGCCUUCUAAGUGUGACAGUGGGGACAACUGCCAGUAUUGCCACUCCCGAACUGAACAGCAAUUUCAUCCUGAGAUUUACAAAUCAACAAAGUGCAAUGAUAUGCGUCAAACUGGCUACUGUCCAAGGGGACCCUUUUGUGCUUUCGCACAUGUGGAAAGAAUCCCUUCCACUGAAGAGUCAGUGAAUUCAUUGCUUACUGUGAUGCAUAGUGGUUCUCAAUCUAAAGCUGGCUCCCAGCACUUUUCUGACUGUGGAGUAAAUGAGUGGGGUAGUAGUUCCACCUCUGGAACUGGUAACAACAACGGACAAACGGGAAAUGUUUCUUGCUCUAGUAGUCCAACUGUUACAUCAAGCUCAGGAAGCAACAGCUCAUUAUCCCCUAUUGGACCCAUCAGCAGGCCCAAAUCCUUUACUAAUGGUAGCUUAUGUUCAGAAUCCGCAACGUCCAAUGUAUCAUCUCCGACAUCUCACUAUCCAAAAGCACCUGGCUUUGAACGCGAGGAUCAGACAAAGAGUCUGAAAAGCCAUUCACUGGACAAUAGUCAAAAACUGAAUGACCAAGACAAACAGAACCUUAUAUGUGUAUUUUCAGUGGCAAACCCACUGGCAUCAAGCAUCACAUCUAGUAUAACUUCCAGCUUAGCAUCUAGUAUUGGAUCAGACAGUUCCUCCCCAACCACGCUCUCAACAAUGAAUGCCAAAGCGACACCUUUUUAUCCUGGCAGCAAUACUGUUGAAUCAGUAAUAGGUUCUGCUCUAGAUCUGAAUUUUAGUGACAUCAACGUAGCAUCACUUGAUAAAGAACUAGAAGAAACAGAAAAUAGCGAUAUUGGAUUAUCAAGUCAGAGAUUGUUGGGAGGUUCUGCUCCUGUAAAUAUACCUGGUUCUCUUGCCCGUUCUUCUUCACUGCACUCUUCAUCUUCUCUGUCGGCGUCUCCACUAAGCUCUUUGUCACAGUCCUUCUCUCAGUCAUUACUUUCUGCUGGAAUGGCCCCACAUCAACAACAGCAGUCACAUCAGACUGGCAUUUCAGAUCAUGGACUUUUAGGCACUUCUGCAUCCUCACAGAACUCCUUAGGUUUAAAUGGUGGUGCGGGCAGCAUUUGGGAUUUUGCAAGUGGAAGCUUCUCUCCUAGUCCAUCACCGGUUUUUAGCAAUGUGACGACAACAACUUCAAACAGCACAGACCUCACAAAACUCAGAAGGGAACUCGAUGAAGCAAAAAGAAAGAUUAAACAAUGGGAGGAUUCCUGGCAGCAAGUUAAACAGGCUUGUGAUGCUUGGCAGAAAGAAGUUCAAGAAGCAAAAGAUCAAGCAAAAUCAGCCGAGGCAGAGCUUCAGAUAGCCAUACAGCAAAAGGAGGAAGCAGAACAUAAGCUAAAGAAACUACAGGAGGACUUUGACACAAUGUGCAGAUCUCCUAAUUUGCCCUUUUUACAGAGUUAUGGAGAUAUCAAUAAACUUCCUUUACCAAAGCUUCACUCCAUUCAGAGCCAGCUGAGAGCUGAUAUAGACCUGAUAGAUGGGGUUAUUUAUCAGCUGCAGUCAAAGAAAUGUAUAGUUUGCCAAAAUCAUGAUCGUUGCAUAGUUCUACAACCAUGCCAGCAUUAUGUACUCUGUGAAAACUGCGCAUCUAGCAAAACAGAAUGUCCUUACUGUAAUUCAAAAAUUUUGAAGUGGUGAUAUAAUGAAAUAUAAGGUACUAUUUCUUGAUAUAGCCCUUUGAAGAACUACUAAUAUAUAUAUAUCUAUAUAUAUGUGUAUAUAUAUAUAUAUAUAAUGCUAAACGUUUAAACAUAGCAUUUUGUGUUUUCAGUAUUGCAACUAGAUUUGAUAAUUUUUUUAAUAUAAUUGAAUAUGUUAGACUGAUACAUUGAUGCCUUCAAUAAGGAUGCUACAUGUUAUGCAAUGUCAAAGAUGUGCAGCAUUUUCUGAAGGAAUUCAUCUUUGACAUAAAGCAUGCUGUUAUGCACUUGGCAGGUUUGGAAUAUUUACACCCAUAACCACUUGCCCCUUUUGUCAUGUGUCCUGCAUGUAGUGAAGAGGUUGAAAUUAAAGCUCUUCCUACACAUGGGCUAGUUUUGCACUUGCUUAUGAUGUUUCCCAUGCAAAACACUCAGCAGAAGGAUACUGCUAAAGCUCAAGUUUAAGACAAAGCGUUUUGCUUGGUAGAAUGCUUUUAUUUUUACGCCUGUUUUAGCUGUCGUCUUCUGCAUUUCCAGAAAGUCUUAGUGGGGAAGGGACUCAUUUUUCCCUUCUCUUCUUUAAUGUUCUACAUUUCAUUUUAUUGGCUUUUGCUCCCAGGUAGUGUAUCAGUCUAACAUGGUUAUCGCUACUAUUUAUGUGAAGAAGGUUCAUUUUCUUGUAAAAGCACUUUGUUAACAUUGGGAUUUGUUAGAGGUUAUAAUAGAAAUUUGCUUUAAGCUGCUUAGGUAGUUUUUUCCCUUAUUUGUUUCUUCUAAAUAUGCUAUAAUGAAGCUUAGUUUGUGUACUGUGAAACAUAAUAGAUUUUUUCAUAUUCAGUUUCUUACUGUUGAAUCAUGGUAUAGUAGAUAUAUUGUUAAAAUUUUCAUAUUCUAAAAAUAGUACUUAUUAAAUGAAUAAUAGUAUUGUUGAACUUGCUUAGGAUUUUUACAUUUUUGAAUUUAAAAUUAAGUGCAAACUUUUAAUGCUUACAAGCAUAACCAGCAGUUAGAAUGAUAUCAUUAAGGCACAUAUGCUAAAGAAUUUAGGAAUUAAAUUGCCAUUUCUAGUUGUUUGUUUUCUUGGAGGAACCAGCUUUUUACUUCUUGCUGCCACAUACAGCACUGUUGCGGUAGUCUGUGGCUAUUUUAUUAAAACUUUGUUUUGUAUAACUCCUAGCAUCUCUAAACUAUUGUGAGUGUAACUGCUACAUGGCCACUCAUUUUAAGUGCCUUGCCUUCAACAAAAUUGAAUUACAGCAUUUAUUGCUAAUGCAAGAUUGUGAUAAAAUGGAUACAGGUGUUUACAAGCUUGUACCAAAUUCUGCAAAAAAAAAAAAAAUCCGAGAUAGUGUAUUUAAUUUGUAACAGACUCAAUAAGGAAAUAUUUUAAUGAUUGAGAAUGUAAGUGGAAGCCAAGUUGUAAACUUCUAGAUCUCAAGCUUAAUCCUGUUACCUUUCUGAAGAGCGUUCAUUAGGCAAUGGUGCAUUGUGACAGUCAUACUAAGUUUUGUAUUUACAGUAUCAAUAAGAAUUAGGAAAAGAAAAUCUGACCAUCUACAGUUUACCUUGUUAGGAGUUUACAAUUCAGGAAAAAAAAAAUCUUUACUGUAUAUGUAAGAACUGGCACUGUUUGUACACUUUUGAUAAAGUGAUGACUGUACUGUCCUAACAGACAAAAUUAAUAGUGUUUAUAUGUAUUAUGUGUUGUCAAAUAUGACCGUGUAAAAUGUUUAGGUUAAACAAAUUUCAAUGACCUACUACUGUGUUCACAACAUGUAUUAGUGUUCAUUUGUUUAUUUUUGUGUGCAUAGAUUUGUCCAUUCAUAUUAACAGCAAAUGGUAUAGCUAAUAUAUAAUGUAACAGCUCAGCUGAAGGGAUUCAGCAGGCUUAGGUGAUUUGAUUUCUUUUUUUAAACAAGAAGUUUAAAGUGAACAAAUGACUGGAAACCUCAGGCAAACAUAUUUAAAUUGCAUAGAGCUAUUUGUUUAGCCAGGUAUGUUUAAUGACUGUUCCAUACCUCUAAAUUAUUUUCAGUUGCCGAUUUUUCUAGCUAGGCCUCUGAAGUAGUGUAGUCCCUUUUAUACCUUGAGAAAUGUGGAGAGCCUGGCAUUUGUAAAGUAUUCUCAAGAACACUCCUGCAAAGAAUAUAGAGGGCGGAUGAUUUGGCCAUUUUAUUGUUUGUUAAUUAUGUAACCAAAGCAGUUAACCCAGUUUCUGUUAUUAGCAUUAUACAGUUUAAUUAAAGGCCGCUCUCUAAACCACGUGUCUUAAUACAGUAUAGCAUAUUUCGUUUUUGGGAAUACGGGCAUGCAGAAUUGUGUGCCCAUUUAAGGGGAAUGUGUCUGCUAUGUAUUUUUGCUGUCAAUGUCAAUGGACAUCUACCCAUUUGUAGUUUUUUGCCAAAGAUCUUUGCUGUUUUACAAUGAUGUUUUCUGUCAUUUUUAACAUUCUUAGACAUUCUGAGCAAGAACUGGCUAGAAAUGACUUUUUUAAAUGACCAAAUUUUAUGUUGUGUUUAAAUUAACUUGUGUAUUUAUAAGAAUAACAAAGUGUGCUAUUAUUUUACUUUGUUUUGUACACAAAGAAGAUACAUAAAGUAUGAUAAGAAGAUGCACAUUCAGUCAGAUGCAAACAGGGCGAUUGAAUUUGUCAGUUCACAUUGAAGUAUUUAGCAAGAAAUUAAAUUUGUGUUCCUAUUCUUAUGAGGCCAUAAGGAUCAAUGAUUAGUUAAGUACUUAUGACAGUACUAUUUAUUGUUUCUUUUUUAUUUUUUGUGCUAAAGUGUCACUUAUUGUAAGCCUUCUAAUCUGUAUUUUGUAUUAAUGGUUGUGCACUGCUGUUUUGUGUUCAGGAGUAACUGUAUUUGAAAAUCCGGGUGCUUUUCUUUCAUUUCCACUGAAUACCCAUUUAAAGCUGCAUUAUCCCCUUUUUUACGAUAUUUUAAUGACAAGAAGAUGAGAGGCCAGUUGCCAAGUUGUUUGUCAAACAUAUUUUCUGCCUUCAGCUAGUAGUUUGGCAAAAUAAAAUUGCUUGUUUUGAAGGUGGAAAUUGUUAGAUGCUGCAGAAAUAGUGCAGUCUUGAAGCAUAGUGAGAUUAUCUUACAGGGCCACAUCUUGUCAUCUUGGGAGAUCUCCACCACCUGGAAAAGAGUAGCAACAGUAGCAGCAUGCUAAACCAGUCAAACACCAAGAAUGCUGACCUUUAUACUUGUAUCUAUGCAUACUUUUAUAUGUUUAAUUUACCAUUACUGAUUGACAUGUACACGCACUUCAUUUUUGGAAACAAUCCCUCCUAAAAACAGUGCCUCAAAACUUAAUUCUGAAAACUUUUCAGUCCAUUCACAUUCUUAUUUUAUUUUGCUCUGGCGGUCUUCAUGCUUUCACAAAGAUCUCAAUAUUUCUGUAAUGAAUUCUAAAAGCUUCCUAAUAGACCCACUUUGAAACGUUUACUGUUGUUUAUAUGAAAGGCUGUACAAGGGGUUGUUUCAGUUGUAAUCCGCUGUUUUUUUAUUUAUGCAAAUGUGUAUCUGCUUUUUAUAGAAAAAUUGUGUAUUUAUUUGAGUAAAUUUAGUGUUUUAUAAAAGAGUUUCAAUGUACACUUGUUCUCUUCUGUUUUGUUGGGUACAGUCAGAGCAACAACUCCAUCGCUAGUCCUAAAUGAAGUUUACUUAAAUGUGUAAUUUUGAGCUGCAUUCCUGAUCUCCACACAGAGCAGACCAUCUCACAUUGUGAAUGGGAUUCUUUUGGAGGUUGUUUAGAGAAAGUAAUUUCUAAGAUUUAUUCAAGAAUGCAAUAAAAACCCUGUGAGCUUGAAAUGCUGCUAUAGGUUGUUAUAUUUAUUUUAUGCAAAAGCCCAGUGGGUUUUGGUGCCUGGAUUUGGUAAGAUUUUAGUUGUUGUAGCUGGGGUUUUAUGGUUGACUACUUAGUAAGAAGGCAACUAGAGAGAAUUAGAAGGAUGCAACUGUAAGUUUCUCUGUUGCACCCUGUUUAUUAUUGUAUUGCACCCUGUUGGCCCAAUUAGAAGAUGUUGGAAAUUAAAAAUACAACACAAUGUAUUAUAUUUCAAAGCACUUCAAAUAAUGUUAAUAAGAGCUUUAAAGAGAAGUCAGUGGAAACCAAAAGAAAGCACCAGUAAUACAUUCUCAGUGUAAGCAGCUUGUAAACUAAAUGUAAUGGAGCUGUUGUAUAAGGUCUGGUCAAUCUGCAUUCACAUAAAUUUGUUUUGUGUUUUUACAUUAUCAUUUUUUCUCUCUCUAUAUAUUAUGUAUUUGGAUUACCUUUAUGCCAUCCCUUAUAAAAAUAAUCUUUUUUCGCUCUAUAUAUAUAUGUAUACAUUGGAUAGAAUUAUUUUAAAACAAAGUAUAUCAAAGCAUAAAUUAUUAAAAUUAAACUUUGUAUUUUUGACAAUGUCUUUCUUGAAAAAUAUCCAAAAAUCCAGGAGCAUCAUGUUCCUGAAAACAAAUGUAUGUAUUAGUAAUCUGGCAUCAUUAAAGCCUGAACAUUGAAUGUACCAUUGUCAAAUUGGAGAAAAGCCACUCUUAAUUGAAGAGUAUAGCAUUGAGUUAUUAAAAUGUAGCAUUAAUUUGUAUUAAAUGGCUAUUCUAUACAGUAUGUGUUUCUAUAAAUGGUAUAAACCGAAACAUAUUGUGAUGGCAGUUCUGUAUCUGCAUCUAUAUCAGCCUGGGGAUAAAAGACAAAAUGGAAAUAUGAUGAUUUUCUCAGGGCUUUACAGUAGAAAUGACUGUAGAAAAAAGAAAGGUGUUAAGUUCUUAUAAAAAUUCCAAACUGCAAUUCUUAGGUUUAUUUGCAUAGAAUAAAAUUGGAAUAGACAUUUAAUGAUAGAAAUGGAAACAUAUCCCGUAUUUUAUUAUGUAUUGGCAUAUAGUUCACAUCCUAAAUAGUAUUUAAAUAUUUCUAGAAAUAUUGUCAGUAUAUUAAUUUUGUGUAUGUGUUGUCAAAUUGAAACCUUAAAAGCAUAUAAUGGGGAUUCUCUUGUGUUUAAUUUAUGAAAGUCUUUGUUUGGUUUAGAAGAAAAGUCUAGAAAGACUGGAGACCUGAAUGGAUUUUUCCUUAAGUAGAAGGUAUUAUUUAUAAUGCAUAAUCAUUUUCUUCUAGUGUAUUGUUUUAAAAUUGUUAACACUUGUUAAAAUUUUUACACUAUAGCAUUUAUGCAAUGGUUUACAGAAUUCAUGGAAUUAUUUUUAUUAUCAUUAUGGGAAUUAAAAUAAUUUUUGAUCUUA
Molecule: messenger RNA, 7977 nt
Organism: Erpetoichthys calabaricus (reedfish)
Lineage: Eukaryota; Metazoa; Chordata; Cladistia; Polypteriformes; Polypteridae
Gene: unkl
Product: unk like zinc finger
Exons: 16
Coding region: 285-2735 (816 amino acids)
Molecular function (GO): metal ion binding
Source: RefSeq, a predicted model, not a curated record